This is a messenger RNA of Danaus chrysippus (African queen), 774 nucleotides long. The record is from the annotation of a GenBank genome assembly. Lineage: Eukaryota; Metazoa; Arthropoda; Insecta; Lepidoptera; Nymphalidae.
UUGCGCAUUUUAUUGCAACCAAAUUGGGUUAAAAUGCUCAUAUUAUUAAUAUUAAUUUUCGCAUCUUCCGUGAGUCUUUCGGACGUUAAGUUCUGUGCGAAUCUUCAUCCAGUUGAGGAUUUCGACGAAGAAGCUAUUUUGGGGUUGUGGUACAUAAAAGAGUAUGUUUACCAUAAUGAUAACGGAACUAAAACUGAAUAUAAUCCGUACUGUCCCACGGUGCAAAUAAGAAAAUUUGAGGACUAUGUUAGUGGUGGUCUUUUAAACCAUAAUCUUCCUACUCCUCCGACACCGUACCAGCAGAUGACAAAUUCUCCGUACCAAUUAGCAAGCAGACCAUACAAUUCUCCGGAACCGUAUAGAAUUAGACACUUUGUUUUAGAAUGGCAUGAAGGACUAUGGAAAGAUGAUUAUCAUAUUAAAGUGAACACUUCCCAUAAAGGGUUUUGGCCUACGGAUGUCCCCUAUGGAUCUGUGGACAAAAUGUAUCGUUUCUUCGGUGGUGUGAUCCAAGUUUUAAAAGUGUCUCACAACCAUUUGGUGCUCAACUUCUGCAUGAGGUUGCCCCAUUCUCAACUGUACAGCGUUGUACUCGCGAGGAACGAGAACCAAUUAACACCGGGAGAUCUUACCAGCAUCCAUAAUAUAUUUUCCAUAAAGAACCUGUCAACUUCCUCUCUCAAACGAGUCUGUGAAAGUUCAGCUGUCAGCUUUAAACUCUCCGGUUCACUGAUUUUAUGUUUCUUACUGAUAUUUUCAAAAUUACGUUUGUGA